This is a messenger RNA of Drosophila erecta, 498 nucleotides long. RefSeq lists its product as uncharacterized. Bases 211 to 486 code for a protein of 91 amino acids. The transcript has 3 exons. Lineage: Eukaryota; Metazoa; Arthropoda; Insecta; Diptera; Drosophilidae. The record is from RefSeq and is a predicted model, not a curated record.
CUACAGCAUUGGGUAUUUUCUACCUCGCUAAAUGCGGUCACACUUAAAAGUUCACCUAAACGCUUUAUGCUCGAAAUUUUGAUCGCGAGUUUUUUCGAAAACUACGACUAUUUAUCUCCUGAAUACCCAAGACCUAUCGCGCAGUGCAUCCACUAACUCAACAGCAUUAGUAAUUUACCUCGAUAUCGAAGGAAAUUUGAGGAUUGGACAAUGUCCAGCGAAGCAUCCGGAAGUAUUACCAUCAAAGAAGAAGCAUCCACGAGCGCUACGGCCACCAGUAUUCCUGUAGAAUCCGGAGAAGCAGAGGCUAAGAAAUCCGAGAUCGGAGCUGACAAGGCGGAAUCGCAGACCGAAGCCGAGGGCGGGAAGGCGGCGGAGACGACGGAGACCCACUUGAAGCGUCUGCAGAAUCUGCGCAAGGAAUUGGGCUACCUCAGCGAAACCGACUGGAUGUACGAGAGUCUCGACAAGAAAGCAGCGCAGUAGAAACCCCAGAGC